Messenger RNA from Protopolystoma xenopodis, 332 nucleotides. The record is from the annotation of a GenBank genome assembly. Lineage: Eukaryota; Metazoa; Platyhelminthes; Monogenea; Polystomatidea; Polystomatidae.
CUACCAUUCCCAAAGCCAAACGACUCACUUUGUGUGCUGCUGAUUAUGCGAAAGAAAGUGGCACUUUUGUCUGGAAGUAUGCUCGGGUAGAGUUACGCCCUCCAAGCCCUAAAGAUUUUCCUCUUGCGAUCGCCGAAUAUUCUCGUCUUUUUAAAGCAGGUUCGGCUGGUAGAUGGAGGGAUAUUGCUGUUAAAGAUGCUUUUCUCAAUGCACUUGUUGCAACGGAAGUAGCCUGCUGGUUCUUCCUGGGUGAGAUUAUUGGGAAGCGAAGCUUAGUUGGCUAUGGCAGAGUCGACGGUGCUUUCCUCACUGUAUCUUGGAGAUUCCCUUAG